Molecule: messenger RNA, 2658 nt
Organism: Malurus melanocephalus (red-backed fairy wren)
Lineage: Eukaryota; Metazoa; Chordata; Aves; Passeriformes; Maluridae
Gene: LYVE1
Product: lymphatic vessel endothelial hyaluronan receptor 1
Exons: 6
Coding region: 537-1481 (314 amino acids)
Biological process (GO): cell adhesion
Cellular component (GO): plasma membrane
Molecular function (GO): hyaluronic acid binding; transmembrane signaling receptor activity
Source: RefSeq, a predicted model, not a curated record
CUCCAUUCCUACUCUGUUUCUAUUGGAACUUUAUUGGAACUUUUAUUGGAAGCAAUGGAUAUCCUUCCAAUUCCAACUAAAAAAAAUGAAAAAUCUUGUGUGGCAUACUGUGAUACAAUAGAAGAUUUGUUUUAUUUACCAGAGGAAUAGGCAACAUGAAUAAUGAUCUGUUCCUCAGUAAAACAGGAAAAAAUAGCAAAAGAAAAACUUCUUGCCAAGUGUUUACUGACUUAGCAGUCUAUCAGCCUUAUCUCCCUUCCUCAGCCAUGCUUUCUGAAUCAGCAGUAGUGAAAUGAAAGCAAAUGGAAAGGGUGAUUAGGGAUUUCCGGUCCAUGACCUCGUCCUGGAGUGGGACAGUCAACACAUUUGCUCUGACAUUCUUUCUAUGAAGCAGUGCAGUGACAGCUGAAGUUGCUUUCCAGAAGUCAUCUCACCAUCUGAUAGCAUCCAAUACUUUCACUUUUCUUAGCAAAGGAGCAAAACCCCUUGAAUUUCCUAAUUUUCUGAUUUUUUCUGAAUUUUCCCAGCUGGUGGCAAUGGCAACUUAUCUUGGAGUUACCUCAGCAGUGUUUUUCAUCUGGGUUAUGGCAUUCCUGGCUCAAAAUCACUUUGUAACAGGUUCCAUUCAUUCAUCUUGCAGGAUCAUGGGUAUAGGAAUUGAUCUUCAUCACAAAGUGAAUUUUUCAGAAGCAAGUAAUGUCUGUAACCAACUCACUCUGCAGCUGGCCAGCAAAGAGCAAGUUGAAGAGGCUCUGAAGCGUGGCUUUGAAACAUGCAAUUUUGGAUGGGUGAAAGAUGGAUUUGUUGUUAUUCCUCGGAUCACAUCCAACCAGAAAUGUGGUCAGGGCAAAACUGGAAUAGUGCGAUGGAAUGCCAGCAUGAAUAAGAAAUUUAAUGUCUACUGCUUCAAUUCCUCAGAUGUCCAGAUUAAUUCAUGUGAACCAGACCCAACUACAACCACAUUUCCUUCAUCAAGUGCAUCACCAGACUUAACUGCAUAUUCAGCCUCUGAUUUGACUGAGAACAUCACAGCAGUGCCCACUGUGACUGUGACUGAGUCAGAAAAAUUCCAGAAAAACCAAUUUCGUGUCAUAUGCGUAACUGAAACGAUCUUACCAACGGAGGGGCCUACCACACUAAUGCCAGAGCAGCCCUCACCAACUGACUCUCACAAACACACUCUGGCCUUUAAGAAUGAUGCUGUUGUUUUUGGAGGUAUCCCCACUGCACUUCUUGUACUGGCAAUCAUCUUCUUCAUUAUUUCAGUUGUUCUAGCAGUCUGUUAUAUCAAAAAGUACAAGAAAACCUUACCUUUUUUAAACAAGAAUCAGCAAAAAGAAACAGUUGUAACUACUGCUCUCAAAGAAACAAAAUCAAAUGACCAAACACCUGAGCAGGAAACACAGAAUAAUGAAAAUAAGGUAGAAGAGUGUAAAACUAAGUCUGAAGCCACAGUAAAAUGUCUAGAAGCAGAAGUUUAAAGAAAUAAAUGCACAGUUCUUGAUGGAAGUACAAAAUAAAGCACACAGAACUUAGAAAUGCUUAUAAACAUUAGUGAUUGCAAAUACUCAUAUUUUCUCUAUCUUUAACAUGAAACUUUGUUUUUUAAUAAUUACAUCUUUGGCAACUAAUAUUAUUGCAGGACAACAUGGUCUCUUAUUUACUUGAAAUAAAUUUUACAAAUCCUUAUUACAGCUCAUUUUUCAUCUUCAAUAAAGAAGUAAAUAGGAAUAUGCUAUUUAUGACAUGCACUAUGUUAACUAUUGGCAUGGAAUUCAGAUCAAUACAUAAUGAAAAGGUUUUUAUAUCUGGCCGGAGGAUGUCUACUAACAUAAUGCCUGAAAUAAAAUUAUAUUUUAGUUCUUCCUCAUGUAGAUUAGCUUAUUCCCAUUAAGUAGUUGCAUGCUGUUUUUUAAGAAAUCUGUUUACAAACAGAAGCGAUUGUGCUGUUUGCAAGUGAGUAAAACCUCAGAGGAUUAAUCCACUGUCAUUCAAAUGCCCAAGAAAGGGUACAAAGAUGCUGAUGUUUAUUUUAUAUAUAUAUAUAUAUAUAUAUAUAUAUAUCAAUGAAUAAAUUCCUUAGACACUUUCAUUGUAUCAUGAUUUAAUGCUUUAUUUAUUAAACCACUAUCAUUCUUCCACAUCAGAUACUUGACAAAGGGGGAAAAAACAAACUUGAACUGUAUCUCAACACUUAUACUGAAGAUCUCUUAAGUCUGAGUGUGGCUUUCAUAAUAAAGGUCUCAGGUGGUAUGGUAUGUCUGCAGUACUUUAUAAAAUAUAAAAUAUGGUAAAUAUGUUUGAGCAAUUUACUCUCAUGAAAACUGUCUUACAGUAAAAACAACUCAUAUAAACUUCAUGUUAUAGAAGUAAUUUGUCAUUAUAGAGGAACAAUACUAGCAGUUUAUCAAAUAUUUCCUGGAAUCAAGGAGGGAAACUUAAGGAGGAAAGAUAACUUAUCUUCAACCUCUGAAGGAGGUUGUUAUGCCAAAGGAAGUUUUUUUCCUUCAUCAAGCAGCUUGAAAAAUAUAGGCCUUAAUAAUAAUAAUUUUAAAAAUAGCAAGAGAACUGCUCAACUAUAUUGUGUUUUCAACAGUGUAGGACACUGGGUUAUGAAUUUGAUAUUUUUCAUUCACAUAAAUUUUAAAAUGCCCAGUG